Molecule: messenger RNA, 2359 nt
Organism: Hevea brasiliensis (rubber tree)
Lineage: Eukaryota; Viridiplantae; Streptophyta; Magnoliopsida; Malpighiales; Euphorbiaceae
Product: casein kinase 1-like protein 6
Exons: 14
Coding region: 709-2088 (459 amino acids)
Biological process (GO): signal transduction; endocytosis; peptidyl-serine phosphorylation
Cellular component (GO): nucleus; cytoplasm
Molecular function (GO): protein serine/threonine kinase activity; ATP binding
Source: RefSeq, a predicted model, not a curated record
UUGUUUCUUCUCCUAUCUGUCUGUCUCUUCCUCGUUCCUUACAUUACUUUUCCUCUCAACAAGCAUCAACGCAUUUCUCCCCUUCUUUUCCUCUUACUGUUUUUCUCUUCUUUUUUCUCUUUUAAUCCUUUUAUUCUUCAUAAAAAAAUUAUAAAAAAUUUUAAUUCCAAAUCUGGUUUUUGGAUCUAUCUCCUGUAUUUUAAGUUUUGUUUGCCGUUUUUGGUUUGUGGUUUCUGUUUCCAUUUGAUUUUCCUGGUCAAUGUAGCUUUAUUUUUGGUCCAGAUUAGGGCUUUGAUUCCUAAUUUGUGUGAUUGAAGAUUUCGGGUUCACUUUGCUAUCAAUUUUAAAGCAUGUGAUUCUAAAGAUCUCCUUUUUCUUUUCUUAAUCCUUUUGAUUGAAAAGGAGGAAGAAGCUCAAUUUUUUUUCCCCUUUUGAAAUUAAAUUGGAUUUUGGAUUACUUAGAUUGCUAUUAUCAGUCGGUUUUUCCCUAUUUCAACGCUAAUUAAUGCGUAUGCUGUAAAAAGUUCAGCCCUUUUUUCGUCUAGGACAAAAAAAAUAAAAGAAUCUGUGAACCGGUCAAUUUGGGAAAUCUGCUGGUUUUGGGUGUCAAUGCUGGUUGGGUAGAGGGUUAUGCAUAAGGAAAAGCUAAUUGGUCGCAAAUCUAAGUAAAUAUAGCCAUUUUCUGCUUCUGGGUUGAGUUGUUUAGCGAUGGAGAAAUCGAAGAUUGACCUUAUUGUUGGUGGCAAAUUUAAGCUAGGAAGGAAGAUUGGGAGUGGAUCCUUUGGCGAGCUCUAUCUGGGCGUAAAUGUGCAAACUGGAGAAGAAGUUGCUGUUAAGCUGGAACCUGUGAAGACCAAGCAUCCUCAGCUUCAUUAUGAGUCAAAGUUGUAUAUGCUUCUUCAAGGAGGAACUGGAAUUCCACAUCUAAAAUGGUUUGGAGUUGAGGCUGACUACAAUGUCAUGGUUAUUGACCUUCUUGGACCAAGUUUAGAAGAUUUAUUCAACUAUUGCAACAGGAAAUUUACAUUGAAAACGGUGUUGAUGCUUGCGGAUCAACUUAUUAACAGAGUUGAAUACAUGCAUUCAAGAGGUUUUCUUCACCGUGAUAUAAAGCCUGACAACUUUUUAAUGGGCCUAGGCCGCAAAGCAAAUCAGGUGUAUGUCAUUGAUUUUGGCCUUGCAAAGAAGUAUAGGGAUCUUCAGACUCACAAACACAUUCCAUACAGAGAAAACAAGAACCUCACAGGCACAGCUCGCUAUGCAAGUGUCAACACUCAUCUUGGAGUUGAACAAAGCAGACGGGAUGAUUUGGAGUCUCUUGGUUAUGUGCUUAUGUAUUUCCUAAGAGGAAGUCUUCCCUGGCAGGGAUUAAAGGCUGGCACAAAAAAGCAAAAAUAUGACAAGAUCAGUGAAAAGAAAGUUUCAACUCCCAUAGAGGUGCUUUGUAAAUCAUACCCAUCUGAGUUUGUAUCAUAUUUCCACUACUGCCGAUCAUUGCGGUUUGAAGACAAACCAGACUAUUCAUAUUUGAAGAGGCUAUUUCGAGAGUUAUUUAUUCGAGAAGGUUAUCAGUUUGACUAUGUUUUUGACUGGACGGUUUUGAAAUAUCCUCAGAUUAGUUCCAGCUCUAGAGGACGGCAUUCCAGUGGGAAACCAGGUCAUGCAGGACCAUCUGCAGAAAGACCCUCAGAAAAGGUCUCAGUUGGGAAAGAGAUUCGGGAUAGAUUGUCAGGUGCAGUUGAAGCAUUUUCUUCAAGGAAGAUCUCAGGCUCUAGUCCACAUGACAAUUCCAGAAACAGGUCUUCAGAAAAUCACUUGCAGCAACUUGAGCCAGAGAAAGGCCGUAGUUCUUCUCGAUAUGGCAGCAACACAAGAAAAGCUGUCAUCUCAAAUAGUAGGCCAAGUUCCUCUGGUGAACCUAGUGAAGGUCGUCCCAGCAGAUUACUCUCAAGUGGUGGCCGUCUGACUUCUUCACAGAGAAUCCAACCUGGGUAUGAGUCAAAAUCAUCUACCCGUGCUGUGGCUUCUUCUAAAGGCACCCGUGAGGACACUUUUAGGAGCUUUGAGCUCCUCUCAAUCAGGAAGUGAUGAGAGUUUGAUGUAAGAGGUACUUGCUUAAGCCUCGGAUAGAUGCAUUACUCUUCCUUGUCAAGCAAGCAAUCUUGGAAUUUGUAAAACUUGCCAUUGUAUAUCACUUAAUCACUGUCAUAACUGACGAUUUCACAUCUUUUAAAAACAACAUUACCUAUCUUGUUCCUGCUUGCUUUAUAACUUUUGCCCCCCUUUUCUUUUUGUUUUUAUCUGUUGUAACGUGUUUUAGAAACAUCGAAGAGAGAUAUGCAAGGGACUCUAUUUGUCA